AUGGAGCAUCUCAGUGAUCCUGCAUCCCGUCCUUCGUCCCUCGUCUCACCUGGCUCUUUUCUUUUCCACAAACCUCACUCGGGAGUGACCUCCCAAUCCUCAAGGAUCAUGGAUAAAUCACAGCAGCCCAGCUCCUUCCAACAGCUGGAGAAGCUCGGUGAAGGCACCUAUGCAACUGUCUUUAAAGGUCGCAAUCGCCAGACUGGCGAAAUGGUUGCGCUGAAGGAAAUCCACCUCGACUCGGAAGAAGGGACCCCGUCCACCGCCAUUCGUGAGAUCUCUUUGAUGAAGGAGUUGAAGCAUGAGAGCAUUGUCUCACUCUACGAUGUCAUCCACACGGAGAACAAACUCAUGCUAGUUUUCGAGUUCAUGGACCGGGAUCUGAAGCGGUACAUGGACACUCGGGGCGAUCGAGGACAGCUGGACCCGGUCACGAUCAAGUCAUUCAUGCACCAGCUGAUGAAGGGCAUUGCCUUCUGUCACGAGAACCGGGUUCUCCACCGCGAUCUCAAGCCGCAGAACCUGUUGAUCAACAAGAAGGGUCAGUUGAAGCUGGGUGACUUUGGUCUAGCUCGGGCGUUCGGUAUCCCAGUCAACACCUUCUCCAACGAAGUUGUCACCCUGUGGUACCGAGCCCCCGAUGUCCUUCUGGGCAGUCGCACCUACAACACCAGCAUCGAUAUCUGGUCAGCCGGCUGCAUCAUGGCCGAGAUGUACACGGGUCGUCCGCUCUUCCCGGGCACGACCAAUGAAGACCAGCUGCUGAAGAUCUUCCGACUCAUGGGAACGCCAUCCGAGCGGUCAUGGCCCGGCAUCUCGCAGCUGCCGGAGUAUAAGCCCACUUUCCACGUUUAUGCGACGCAAGAUCUGAGCUUGAUCCUCCCUCAGAUCGACCCUCUUGGUUUGGAUCUGUUGAACCGCAUGCUUCAGUUGCGUCCGGAGAUGCGCAUCAGCGCCGCCGAUGCCCUGCAGCACCCGUGGUUCCACGAUCUGCCUCAACUCCAAGCCCAGUUGCAGCAACAGCACCAACAGCAACAGCAGCAGCAGAUGUCCGGUGCAUAUGGAGGCAUUGCUCCGCCCCAGUCGGCAUAUUAA
This is a messenger RNA of Penicillium cinerascens, 1095 nucleotides long. Its product is annotated as cyclin-dependent serine/threonine-protein kinase phoA. Gene Ontology annotation, molecular function: ATP binding; cyclin-dependent protein serine/threonine kinase activity. The record is from RefSeq and is a predicted model, not a curated record. The transcript is spliced from 3 exons. Gene Ontology annotation, cellular component: cytoplasm; nucleus. The coding region runs from base 1 to 1095 and encodes 364 amino acids. NCBI's taxonomy places the organism in Eukaryota, Fungi, Ascomycota, Eurotiomycetes, Eurotiales, Aspergillaceae. Gene Ontology annotation, biological process: protein phosphorylation.